This is a messenger RNA of Guillardia theta CCMP2712, 615 nucleotides long. RefSeq lists its product as hypothetical. The transcript is spliced from 5 exons. Lineage: Eukaryota; Cryptophyceae; Pyrenomonadales; Geminigeraceae. The record is from RefSeq and is a predicted model, not a curated record. The coding region runs from base 1 to 615 and encodes 204 amino acids.
AUGAGGAAGAAUACGAGCGAAGUCGACGAUGCCUGGAACCUCCGCGAGCUGGAACUCUUGCAGCAGAUCUCCAUGCUCGAAGCUCGCCUGCUGGCUGCCGAAGACGCUUCCGUAAGCAUCGACUGCCUUCCCGCUGGGCCUGACGAGAAACAGACGGAGAACGCCAUGUCCAACUCCCUGCUGCAAGCGGGUCUUCUGGACAAGCUGCUGGAGGACGCAAGCAAAUGGAGGAUGCACGCGCUAGUGGGCUCGAACCUCCUCCGUGCAUGCCCGCAUGUAGAAGAGUCUCCCGUCCUCCACAGAAGCUCCCCGUCCGUCUCCUCCUUCUUCUCCCCAGCAGGAACAGCAGCAGAGGUUGCCUCCCCCUCCACGAACCUCAAGCGCCAGUCCCUCGUCAAGAAGCUCGCGUCCAAAUUCCAAGUCUUCAUGCCUGGCAGACACUCAGAGGGCAAGAAGUUCGCGAGGAAGGGCAUCAACAAGGAGAACAGGAGCGUCGCGCAUCUCCGAGUCUCCUCCCCUCAAGACUUCUCUCGUCCCGGUCACCAUCGCGUCGCCCUCAUGCCCCUUCAGCUCGCAUCAUCCCCAUACGCGUCAUCGCCGAAGCCAUACGAGUAA